Aspergillus caelatus is the source of this 2275-nucleotide messenger RNA. RefSeq names its product putative G-patch domain protein. Gene Ontology annotation, molecular function: RNA binding. NCBI's taxonomy places the organism in Eukaryota, Fungi, Ascomycota, Eurotiomycetes, Eurotiales, Aspergillaceae. Gene Ontology annotation, cellular component: nucleus. The transcript is spliced from 7 exons. Gene Ontology annotation, biological process: mRNA splicing, via spliceosome. The coding region runs from base 13 to 2187 and encodes 724 amino acids. The record is from RefSeq and is a predicted model, not a curated record.
UGUCACUCCAUCAUGUCUCGUUUACCUCCUGAAGAUAACAGGUAUCCGCCGGGUCCUUCUCACCGGCCCUAUCCGCGCCGUGAUGAUAGGGACGGCCGCAUGUACGACGACCGUUCGCGCUCGCGCUCGCCUGGCGAUCUUCCACGCUCUCCCCCACGAGGGCCUGCCUCGGACAGAAGACCCGAUUACUCCAGAGACCGCCCAGACUCCAGACCUCGUUACCGCAGUCGGGACCGUGAUGAGUAUCGACGACGCUCGUCUAGAUCGCCUCCGCCCCGACGCGGGAGGCCGGCAUAUAGAGAUCGCGACCGCGAGGGUUAUCGCUCGCCUGGAUACCACAGUCGCAGCAGAAGUCACAGUCGGAGUCGGAGUCGAAGCCCGCGACGAGGCCGUUACUACGGACAAGAAAGCAGAGAAGUGAUGAUGGAUGGCUUGCCGGUGGAUAUGACGGAAGAAGACAUUACGAAUGAACUCAGAGACGGUUAUCAUAUUGAAGGUCUUGAAGAAGUUCGGGUUAUCCGUGAUCGGCAGACUAAAAUAUCCCGACAGCUCGGCUUUCUCCGAUUCCGAGAUCUCAAUUAUUCGCGCGCUUUUCUUGAGCGCAACUUUCCAUCCGUUUACUUCUACGGCCCAAGCGCUGGUCGGGAUGACCGAGGAACCAAAGUCCGCAUCGCAUAUAGCCGGGAGAGAGAGGAUCGUGCUCGCGCCAGAGCUGAGGGGGAUUGGACUUGCAAGAACUGUGCGAUAGUCAAUUACUCGACACGUUCAAAAUGUUUCCGGUGUCAAGCCCCCCGACCUGAACCUGGUCCAACGGGACCACCUGGAAUCGCUGCUCCCAAAGUUGAAAAUAAUGGCGAUAAUGAUGCUGCUCCUGAAAACCAGCCGUCCCAGUUUCUCUUGUUCCGAGGGCUCGAGCCCACCGUGACAGAAGAGCUUCUUGCCAAAGGAGUCGCUAAACUAUACCGACCAGCUCCUAACAAUUCUGAGAACACAUCAGGAAACCAGAAGAAGGGGGCUAAAGUAGCUUCCACUACUGGUGAUUCCAACCUGGGAGCUCGGGACGGGUCUAUCCGCCGUGUGCUACUAGUAAGAGAUCGCAAGAGCAACGAAAGCUGGCGUUAUGGAUUUGCGGAAUUUGCGACUAUCCAGGAUGCUCAAGCGGCUGUUACACGACUGAACUCGUUUGAGAAGUUCACUAUAUCAUCAAGGCCAGUGCUUGUGAGCUACAUUCACGCCGGUGUAUUUGUUCCCGUGAUCAAUCCCUCGGCGCGUACAGAGAGGUUCACCUUCAGCCCCCUGAAUAACCCAUCUUUAAAGCUUAUGUACUGGGAUGAGGAGGCCUAUGUUAGAGAGCUCUCAGUGUCGACUGGCGACAGUGACAAUAAUCAAAUGUUAUUGAAGAACGACCAGCCUGAUCAGUCAGAAAAUCAGGCAAAGGCUCAGAAAGACACGGACAAGACGAAGAAGAGAAAGGCAGACAACUCGUCCACCGCCGGCGCCAAGAAGCUUGCGAUGCCGUCACAUCUACAAUUUUGGAGCAAUCGACAUGCAGAGCUACAUGGCAUUCAGAAGAAGAACCCAGAAGAUGUCGGAGGUGUCUCGGAUCAAGGAGCAUCGGCAAUGGAUCCUGGCGCUCCACCAGCCCAGUCCUAUGCGGAUCCCAACCGGAACUGCUGUUAUCUCUGCAUGCGCCAGUUCAAGAGCUCUGCGGAAGUCAACCGCCACGAACGACUCAGUCAGCUGCACCAGAGUAACUUGCAAAAUGAAGAGCUGAAAACCAAGGCGAUGGGGAAGCUUAUCAAACAUGGUAUUGCUCAAACACCCGAGUACCGCGACCGUGCCAGGGAACGCCGACAGGCAUUCGGCAGCUCCAAGGCUCCAGUCAAGAAGAGCGCGCCUCCGCCGAAGGAGGAAGAAGAGUCCCCAGUGGAGUCAACGUCGAAGGGCGCUUCUCUUCUCAGUAAAAUGGGAUGGUCUGCUGGAACAGGACUGGGUGCUCAGGGCACUGGCAUGACUGCUCCUAUUGCCACCGAGGUCUACGCGCAGGGUGUUGGUCUAGGAGCACAGGGAGGCAAAUUGGGAGAUGCAGUCGAAGAAGCAGGACGAAAUACCCGCGGUAGAUACGAUGAAUUCUUGGAAAAGACAAGGCAGACUGCACGGGAGCGAUACGAACAAAUGGAGAAAUAGUUGUAAUAUCUUGUACAAUAACCACAAUGAAAUUCAUGACAUCAAAUUUUCCCAAGCGGAUCGCCACCUGAAAGUCAAACACCUCUGC